AUGUUGGUCAGCGAUCUUGCGACCAAAAAUUGGCAUUCCAGGCCAUCCACGGAGUGCUGCGGAAGCGACGUGUUACAUCUUGGCAGGAACAAGGCUACAGCCAUUGCGGCAAUGCCAGAUAUAACCAUUGCGGUGUGCUUCGAAGGGAAAAUGAAUCCUUCAGGUACAUCCUCCUAG
Messenger RNA from Parastagonospora nodorum SN15, 177 nucleotides. RefSeq lists its product as hypothetical. The transcript is spliced from 2 exons. The record is from RefSeq and is a predicted model, not a curated record. NCBI's taxonomy places the organism in Eukaryota, Fungi, Ascomycota, Dothideomycetes, Pleosporales, Phaeosphaeriaceae. The coding region runs from base 1 to 177 and encodes 58 amino acids.